AUGAUGUUUUCCGUCGUGGAGUCCAUCAUAAACCGUGCAAGCGCAGAAGGUCCAAUGAUAGAAGAGUCACCGAGCACCACCCCCUCGACCCGCAUGAAAGAAUUCGAGAACGGCUCGGACGGCAGCAGUCCUGGUGCGAAGAUAAUUUCUGGCACGGAGUCCAGCAUAAAUCGUGCAGGCGCAGAAGGUUUGAUGAAUAGAGAGUCACCGAGCACUACCCCAUCCAGCGCUGUCAAAGAAUCAGAGAACGGCUUGGACAACCGCGGCCCACGAGCUGCUGAGAAAGAGCUCCACCUUCCCUUGACGGAAGUUGCAGGCUCGCUGCGGAAUUCCGGCGCUGAGCCCAACACAAAUUAUGCGGAUCCAUCAGGAACAGAGCAGACCCUUCAGGACGAUGUCUCCUGGCUUCUGAACCUCACGGAAAUAGGUGAGGAAUGGAUCUAUGUACUGAUGGAUUGCGUUAUUGCUUUGUGCAGCAUUAUCCCUCCGUUGUCUUUUCCGGCCUCUUACUACCUUUUUCUGAAUUAUGGCAAAGACUGGAUCUGUUUCAGAAUGGAACGAGAGAGGGAGGAGGAGCAUUGGGUACCGAGACCAGUGGCCUUCUUUGUUCGUGUCGCGGCUGAAGUCACACUGUGGCUAUGGCUACUGCAGAUCCAGUACAGGGCAAUUUCAGAUGCCAUUCGUUUCUGUGACCUCCUGGGAGUGCGGAACAUCCAUGACUUUCUCGAUGUUGUAAGCCUGAAAGAGAAGACGUGGGAUGUGGACUUGAUACAGAGCAUCAUACGCUACACACAGGUGAACUUUAUGCGUUCCAGCCUCUGUGUUGCCAGUGUUUUCUGCUGGCGCUCUUUCGAAGUGCGAUCCGACCGCGUUCGCAGAUCGGUGAAGAUGUGGCUAGAGCAGACUCGAGAAGGGUUGGAAGGAACAUCUCGCGACACUCUCGAAGUUAUCCAAGAGCUUGAGGCAGUGAAGGCACUGAAGCCCUAUUUCGAAGAAUCGGUAGACCCCAACCAUGCCGAUUUUGUGCGUAAGGAAUGCUGGUCCAACGGACAUCUGCUUAAAACUUUGGUGUCGUCGGUACUCAUGCUAGUUGGACUGUUUCUUCUGGCUUUGGACCUGGAAUUCCCGGCUCGCAACAGGCUUUUCGGGGACUUCGACCAGGCUGCUGAAGAUUGGUGGACUGUGAACAUAUUUGUCGCAAGUAUCCUUACUGCACAUUCUUGGGUUCGUCUCCUUUUUGCAAUAUUCGAUGGACUAGACAGAUUUCGUGACAGCAUUGUGCGAGUCCUCGUCGUCGCCUGCCUCCACAAGCUUUCGCCGGCCCGCUGGCUCGAGUCAUCCCGUGGUGUGGAAUCCUUCACUCCUGGGAACAGACGUCGGGCCAAAGAACUGGUCGAGGCGUUGGAAGGUGAUCAGUGCCAGAAAAGACGAAGUCGCAAAAGAUGGCGAUGGUGUUUGGGCCAGAACCUGGAGGAGCCAGUUUCAAGGCUUUGCGACGUGCCUGCGCUUCAGAAGCUCACUCGUGGCUUCGCGACUGUCCCGGACCUGCAGGUCUGGUGGGGACUGCGGGAAUAUCUCCGCAUAAACAUGGCUUACGUUACCGCUCGCAUGGAGUUUGUGGGAGUCAUGACUUGCGUGGUUGGUUGCGUUUUCUUUGUGUAUGCACUUCUGGAUUUGCUACUGGGUUACAACGUCAUUUCUAUCGGUUUGGCGUUGAUUUACUCGUCGGCUUUGCCAUUUUUGUGGCUCAUGAUGAAGAUCCUGCAGUAUGGCAUGGACAUCAACUCGAUGCUGAGUCGGGAUGCAAAGAUUUUGGCAGAAGCCGCCACUUGGGCGGCAUGCUUCCCGCGCAAAAUGCGUCCGACGAGGUGCCAGAUGGUCAAGAAAUCCUGCAUGUGA
This is a messenger RNA of Symbiodinium sp. CCMP2592, 1899 nucleotides long. The record is from the annotation of a GenBank genome assembly. Lineage: Eukaryota; Dinophyceae; Suessiales; Symbiodiniaceae.